Echinops telfairi (small Madagascar hedgehog) is the source of this 936-nucleotide messenger RNA. Its product is annotated as olfactory receptor 4K1. Gene Ontology annotation, biological process: G protein-coupled receptor signaling pathway. Gene Ontology annotation, cellular component: membrane. Gene Ontology annotation, molecular function: G protein-coupled receptor activity; olfactory receptor activity. Lineage: Eukaryota; Metazoa; Chordata; Mammalia; Afrosoricida; Tenrecidae. The coding region runs from base 1 to 936 and encodes 311 amino acids. The record is from RefSeq and is a predicted model, not a curated record. The transcript has a single exon.
AUGGCUCACAUAAAUGAAUCAGUGGUUUCUGAAUUUGUGCUGCUGGGACUCUCUGAUUCUCGAGAACUUCAGCUUUUCUUUUUUGCCAUCUUCUCUGUAGUGUACGUGACGUCAGUACUAGGAAACCUCAUGAUUAUUGUCAUCAUUUUUUCCGACUCCCAUCUCAACUCUCCCAUGUACUUCCUCCUCAGUAACCUUUCUUUCAUUGAUAUCUGUCAGUCUAAUUUUGCCACCCCCAAGAUGCUUCUAGACUUUUUCGUUGUGCACAAGACGAUCUCUUUUGAGGGUUGCAUGGCCCAGAUAUUUCUUCUUCACAGUUUUGUUGGGAGUGAGAUGAUGUUGCUUGUAGCGAUGGCCUAUGACAGAUUUAUAGCCAUAUGUAAGCCCCUGCAUUAUAGUACAAUUAUGAAUAGGAGACUAUGUAUAAUUUUUGUGUCUAUUUCAUGGGCUGUGGGUAUUCUUCAUUCUGUGAGCCAUUUGGCCUUUACAGUGGAUCUACCAUUCUGUGGCCCCAAUGAGGUGGACAGCUUCUUUUGUGACCUUCCUCUGGUGAUUGAGCUGGCUUGCAUGGAUACUUAUGAAAUGGAAAUUAUGACCUUGACUAACAGUGGCCUGAUAUCAUUGAGCUGUUUUCUGGCUCUGAUCAUUUCCUACACCAUCAUUUUGGUCACUGUCCAACGCAGGUCCUCCAGCGGGUCUUCGAAGGCCCUGUCCACACUAACUGCCCACAUCACAGUGGUAGUUCUUUUCUUUGGACCUUGCAUUUAUUUCUACAUAUGGCCUUUUAGCAGACUUCCUGUGGAUAAGUUCCUUUCUGUAUUCUAUACUGUUUGUACACCCCUGUUGAACCCCAUCAUCUACUCUCUGAGGAAUGAAGAUGUUAAAUCGGCCAUGCGGAAAUUAAGAAACCGUCAUGUGAACUCCUGGAAACACUAG